AUGUAUUGGACCCUCCACUUCAUAGUCACACGUCUCCCUGACUCUCUCAGCUCAGUUAAGGACCACUUUCUUGCUCGCUGUCCCACCGAGCUCACCGUCGACCUCCUAGAGGAGCGCCUCCUUGCAACAGAGAAGAGCAUUGUCGCUGUAGGUGCUGCUCGUGGCACUCCUCGCACUCCUAUCUUUGAGGGUGGGAGGCAGCGCAACAGCAAUGGCAAGGGAGCCAAGGGUAGCGGAGGUGGCACUGGAGGGGGUGGUGGUGAAGGCGGUGGAGGAGGAGGAGUUGGCUGGGGGGCUGGUGGCGGGAGUGCAGGCGUGAGUGGUAGCGUCGGUGGAGGCGGUGGCGGCGGAGGCGGUCGGGGCGGUGGUGGCGGCGGCGGUGGCGGUCGGGGCGGUGGUGGCGGCGGCGGUGUCGGUCGGGGUGGAGGCACUGGCACUGGCCAGCGACAGCAGCAGCAGCAGCAGCAGCAGCAGCGUCCCCAGACUUCGUGA
Messenger RNA from Closterium sp. Yama58-4, 492 nucleotides. NCBI's taxonomy places the organism in Eukaryota, Viridiplantae, Streptophyta, Zygnematophyceae, Desmidiales, Closteriaceae. The record is from the annotation of a GenBank genome assembly.